AGAGUUCAGUCCUGUUCAAAGCAAAAAGGAGGUCAGAGACCGAGGGCUGGGAGGGUCUCUGUCAGAUAGGAAGCAUGGGGGAGGGCUGUGGGACAGCCUUUUCUACAUACUUAAGGCCAGUGGAGGAGGGGAGCGUGAGUGAAAGGCACAGAGUGAGGGCUUUCCUCCCUUCAUUUUGAAAAGUUUAUCUGGGACUCACUUUUUGGCGAGACUAGGGUACACAGAGCACCAGAACACACCAAUUACAGCUGGGACAGUUUUAUUGAGGAGGAACAGAGAACAAGAUGCCCAGUUUGGAGCAGCGGAAGGUGCGUUCACGUGACGCGGCACGCUGUAGGAGGAGUCAGGAGACUGAAGUGUUUUACGAGCUGGCCCAUUCAUUACCCCUUCCACGACGUAUCGCCUCCCACCUGGACAAAGCUGCCAUCAUGAGGGUGACGCUCAGCUAUCUGCGCAUGAACCGCUUGAUCCAAUCAGCAGGGCUAACCAAAACACCGACUGAAGAAACUGAGAAUCCCACUGAUGCCUUUUAUCAGCAGGCACUGGCUGGCUUUAUUCUGGUGAUGACUGAGGAAGGGGACAUGGUCUUCCUCUCAGAGAGUGUCAGCAAAUACAUCGGCAUAACACAGCUGGAGCUGCUUGGACAGAACGUGUAUGAAUUUGUUCAUCCCUGUGACCAAGAAGAAUUACGAGACAUCCUUGCCACAAGACCUGGCGUUUCAAAGAAAAAGACAGAGAAGUCGACCGAACAUAAUUUUUUUCUUCGGAUGAAGAGCACACUCACCCACACAGGAAGAACAGUUAAUAUCAAGUCUGCAAGCUGGAAGGUCCUUCAUUGCACAGGACACAUGCAGACGUUCAGCGGAGAUAGUGAGAAUGCACCCCCUGCUGGCAGCUUCCUGACUUUGCUGUGCGAACCCAUUCCUCACCCCUCCAGCGUUGAAUUCCCACUAGACAGCAACACUUUCCUCACACGCCAUAACAUGGAUUUGAGUUUCACACAAUGUGAUGGACGAGUCACUGAGCUCAUUGGAUACCAACCCGAUGAUCUGAUUGGCCGGUCUGCCUAUGAGUUUUAUCAUGCCCUUGAUUUUGAUCAUGUGACCAGAAGUUUACACAUCUUGUUCUCCAAGGGCCAGGUGUGCACCAGCCAUUACCGCUUCCUGGCUAAGAAUGGAGGAUUUGUCUGGACUGAGACUCAAGCCACUGUCCUCUACAACAGCAGGACCUCUCAACCCGAGGCUGUGGUCUGCCUCAACUUUAUCCUCAGUGGUGUAGAAGAGGCGGAUGUUGUGUUCUCAUUAGAACAGACCUGUGAGAAACCAAAGCCCAGAGCUGAGAAGCUGAGCGUGCUGAAUGAGGAGGAGGAGGAUAUGGAGGAGGAGAGCAGCACUGCGAAACUCUUCCUCCAGAUGAAGGAGAACCCAGAGGACUUACUGCAGCUGGCACCUCAUUCUGGAGACGCUGUCAUUUCCCUAACAGACGGUGUGGAGUUGUCCUUCUGCCGUCCAUCUAGUCCCAACACUGUCCCAGAAUGCCCUCAGGACUUCUGUACGCCUGAACUCCAUCGGCUCCUUUCUCCAAUAUUCGACAGGCCCACCAAAUCUCCACCCGCUGCGAGCCCCGCUGAAGAGCUGCCCAUGGAGAUGGAAGGGGUGGAAAAGUUCUUCGCCCUCAAACCAGAGGAGAGCGUAACUCUGAAAGGACAAUCAGAGGCUAUGGAUGAGCUUGAUUUGGACAUGUUGGCUCCAUAUAUCUCCAUGGAUGAUGACUUCCAGUUGACCUUCCUGCCCCAGGGUGAAAUGGCUGUACCGUCAGAUAUGCUGACCAAGACUUCAAGGAAACGAUGUUUGGAAGACGAGGAGGAAGAGGACAUUCCUGUUCUGGCUGCCAAAUUGGAGAAGAAACCAAUGAGCGGCUCCAUAGAGGAACAGCUUCUGCUCAGCCACACAUUACUGAAUAGCUUGUCUGAUGAUGGUUUGGAAGAAUUUGAAUCACCACCUCAAAAGCGAAGUCAGCUCUUGACCGACAGGGACCCGCUGCUGGGCGGAGCGCAGGCAUUGUGUGAUACAGCAGCUCUCAUGAGGGACACCUUCCUGUCGCGCCCGCCUGACUUAAAGAGACCCAUUGCUGAAACAAUGGCAUCCCUUACUUGAAGAGAAAACAAUGUGGACGAGUCAUCAGCGAUUACAGUGACCGUUAACAAAGAGAGUUACGAAUAACCCUCUUCACGCUCCGCAUGUAUCAGCGUAACAUGUAUUUCAGAGAGUGACCUUUUACGCACAAAACACAGGAGGACAAUUGGCCUAGACACUCUUGUCCAUUACAUAUGUCAAUAUGUCAACUAUUUUUCUUUUUUUAUUAUUAUUUUAAUUUGUUUUUGCCCAAAUAUUAUAACCAAGAGUAGUGAAAAUAGACUUUAGUUAGUAGAAUUAGUAUAAUAUAGUGAUUGGUAAUGAGUUCUCAACAGAUUUGUCAUUCAGUAGAUUGCGACAUUUCAAACAAAAAAAAAAAUGGUGGUCUGAUCUCCCCUCGUUUUCUGCCGUUCAGUCCGAAUUCGUCCAAAGCACAAAGGCGGUCAAAGUAGGUUCGAAAUGGAAGAUAUACUGGUCAGGAUAUGUUAGAAAUAGUGUUAACAUGUUGUUCUACCACUUGUAGCCUUAAUCUAAACCUAUAAUCUCAUAACUUCAAGCAUAACCUCACUUGACUGUAAGUUUAUCAGAAAGAAGCUUGACGAGAGGAUUUCUUACAGCGGUUCUGUCUAGAAUCAUGGGUUAGAGCGGUGAAGGGCUGACUUUGAGUGGAUGUGAUCAUGCUUUUGAGUUCAUAGAUUAUUCACUGAGGCCAUAGCUGACAAAUGCAACAAAUACUCUAUUGGUGGUCAUCUUUUAAUAAAGCAUUUUAUAUACUUUUGCAAUUACAACUUGUAAGUGAAUCUAUACUUAUGUGUCUUUGGUGUUGAACUACAAAUAUUACUGUUUUCUGUUCUUGUGUCACCUCCAGUAUGAUCUGUAAUGGUUUUCAAAGAGGCUAUGGUGUUGAUGCUGCAGUCGUAUUGACCGAAAACCUUGUCUGAUGUCUUUUUGAAUCCUAAAAUGAGAUGCUAACACGACAAAUGUGCUAAUCAGUUGGUUGAAAGCAUUUGCAGCAAGCGAUCGUCUUUGGUUUUGUCGUUUGUUGAUGUUUCUAGAUCAUCUUUUAUGCAGCAAAGGCUUUUUUAUUUUCCAUUUGACUGUGAAUCAGAUAUAUUCCCUUGAUUUCUGUAGCUAGUACAGACAUGACUCAAGGGGCCUUAUUCAAAUGGUGUCCAAUAAGACAUAUGCCUUUCUCAUAUGGAUAACAGUUCUUCAGAUAUCUUAGACUUUUGUGUAUAUCACUUUGUGUAUUUUUGCAUCAUUUAUUUCCAAUGUAUGUACACCUUGUAUUGACUGAUAAAUAAAUAAAACCUUUUAAAUGCA
This is a messenger RNA of Sinocyclocheilus anshuiensis, 3458 nucleotides long. RefSeq names its product hypoxia inducible factor 1 subunit alpha, like (gene hif1al). Bases 285 to 2156 code for a protein of 623 amino acids. Gene Ontology annotation, molecular function: protein dimerization activity; DNA-binding transcription factor activity, RNA polymerase II-specific; RNA polymerase II transcription regulatory region sequence-specific DNA binding. Gene Ontology annotation, biological process: regulation of transcription by RNA polymerase II; cellular response to hypoxia. Gene Ontology annotation, cellular component: nucleus; cytoplasm; transcription regulator complex. The transcript is spliced from 15 exons. Lineage: Eukaryota; Metazoa; Chordata; Actinopteri; Cypriniformes; Cyprinidae. The record is from RefSeq and is a predicted model, not a curated record.